Molecule: messenger RNA, 700 nt
Organism: Macrosteles quadrilineatus (aster leafhopper)
Lineage: Eukaryota; Metazoa; Arthropoda; Insecta; Hemiptera; Cicadellidae
Product: peptidoglycan-recognition protein LF-like
Exons: 4
Coding region: 133-678 (181 amino acids)
Biological process (GO): peptidoglycan catabolic process
Molecular function (GO): zinc ion binding; N-acetylmuramoyl-L-alanine amidase activity
Source: RefSeq, a predicted model, not a curated record
UUGAAUAUAAAACGAGUUUUUCAGCCAUGUUAUCUUUAAAAUAUUUGGAAUAGAUGGCAAAAAUGUGAUAUAAGAUUUGUAAGCUUGUGUUCUGUUCUCAACUUAGUGGAGCUAUUUUCUUACUGAGACAAGAUGCCGAUUCUCCACGAUGAUCCGGCAAUGUACAUCUCGCUGGUCACUAAGGCAGAGUGGGAGGGGAAGCCAGCCCUAGGGGACUUGCCCCCCGUAGAACCCCCCGUGCCUUUCGUCCGAUACACAUACACAUCUACGGAAACCUGCAAAACCCUGGAGCACUGCAGUCGAAUUAUGCAGGACUUGCAGAAGUACGACACAGAGGAAAAGGGACUGCCAGACAUUAGAUACAAUUUUGUGGUCGGAGGAGAUGGAAAGGUCUACGAGGGUAGAGGGUGGGAGAAAGACGCUCAAAGACCUCCGGAAUUUGACCACUUGAAGGGCAAAUGUAUUGACAUAGCUUACUGUGGAAACUAUAAGGACGAAAACCCUCCCAUGAAAAUGCUGAAAGCAGGUUUGAACUGCCUAACCCAAGGACUGAAAUAUCAGCAUAUCAGCCCUUGCUUUGAAGUUGUUCCUUAUAAUUUUACUGGUCAGGCGGAGGAGCAAUCCGACCAAUUAGAAAAUCAAAGUUUACCAGACAGCACAGAACAAAAACCCGAAUAAAUUUUAAAUAUAAAUAAAACUC